UUUGCACAAGAUGGUUGAGUAGUGGUUUAAUAAAAGAUUGGCUAGAAUGCCAUGCAUGUGCCAUGUCUGGGCAGGAAGGAGAGAAUAUGAGCAUUUUUUGCAACGUGAAUUGAGGAGGAGGAGGAGGGACCGACAUUGCCUUUUGGGUGGUCAUUCAGUCAUUGGAGUUGAUCUGCUUCAUCUGUAGUUCAGAAAGAAAGACUCGUGCCUGGGAUUGCAGCCUCCGUGAUGUAAAAAAGUGAACGUUUUAACAGUGCAGACGACUUAUUGAUGCCUAAAGAUCACCAUCGUCCUUUUUGCAUAGGCACAGCCACAUGCAGCUGGCACUGUGAGGUGGUUAUAUUAGAUAGCCUAUAACACCGAGAAAAGCCCAAACAUGGAACUUUUUUGCUUGGAAAAGGACACAAUCAUGCGAGCUCAGAGAGAUCCCAACAUCUUCUGCGAUGAAAGAGUAUUGCAAAGUCUUCUAACAGUGGAGGACAGAUAUGUUCCGCAGGGACCCUAUUUUAAACGUGUCCAGAAAGAUAUUCAGCCUUUUAUGAGGCGGAUGGUCGCGACGUGGAUGCUGGAGGUUUGUGAAGAGGAGAAAUGUGAAGAGGAUAUCUUUCCCUUGGCAAUGAACUACCUGGACAGGUUUUUAGCUGCAGUUCCUACAAGAAAAUGUUUCUUGCAGCUUUUAGGGGCCGUUUGUCUCUUCCUGGCUUCAAAAUUAAAAGCAUGCCAGUCGCUGUCGGCCAGGAAGCUCUGCAUGUACACGGACAACUCUAUUACAUCUCAACAACUGCUGGUAAGAGCUUUGGUGGUUCUAAGUAAAUUAAAAUGGAACCUGGCUGCCAUCACCCCUCUUGAUUUUAUCGAACACAUCCUGCACAAACUGCCCUUCCCUGAAGACAGACAGACGCUGAUCCGCAAACACGCGCAAACCUUCAUCGCCCUCUGUGCAACAGAUCACAGCUUCACCAUGUACCCUCCCUCCAUGAUCGCCACAGGAUGUGUGGGGGCAGCAGUAUGUGGCCUCCAGCCCAACCAGAGCAACCAAAAUCUGUGGGGGGACAAUCUGACGGAGCUGUUGGCUAAAAUCACCCACACUGAGGUGGACUGUCUGAAAUCAUGUCAAGAGCAGAUUGAGCAGUUACUGACCAGCAGCCUGAAAGAAAGUCAACAACAACAGGACGGCAGAGCCAACAACAAAGGGACACAAUCUCAAAAUCUGUCCUGCACCCCUACAGAUGUCCGUGAUGUCAAUUUAUGAUGUCAGUUCCCGUUCCUAUCCACCACACCUACUCAGCCUACAAAUGAUUCAGUUAUUAUUGUAUUACUGUAUUUAAGUUUUAUUUCAAAGCCACAUAAGGUGACUGUGACGUCAUGGUCAUAUGCGCAUAAUAUACAAACACAAGCUUGACGUUUUAUUAAGGAGCAAAGCAGCUGCUGCUGCCGUCUCAUAUCUGCAGGCGGUGGCGUUUUACAUACUUGAAUUUAAAUUGAAUCGGCCUCAAACCAUGAUUAAAUAAUGCAGUAUGUGGUAUAUUGCUUAACAAAGAGCAUACAUCUGUAUUGGCUAUCAUAUGCAACUUUAUCUAUUAAUACUAUUGAUAUUUUAUUGAAUAAUUAUAAUAAUAAGGACAAUAUUACAUUAUUACUAAGAAUGUUAUGCUUUAUAAUAUAAAUA
This is a messenger RNA of Rhinichthys klamathensis goyatoka, 1669 nucleotides long. RefSeq names its product cyclin D2, b (gene ccnd2b). The transcript is spliced from 5 exons. Gene Ontology annotation, biological process: regulation of cyclin-dependent protein serine/threonine kinase activity; mitotic cell cycle phase transition; positive regulation of G1/S transition of mitotic cell cycle. The record is from RefSeq and is a predicted model, not a curated record. The coding region runs from base 377 to 1252 and encodes 291 amino acids. Lineage: Eukaryota; Metazoa; Chordata; Actinopteri; Cypriniformes; Leuciscidae. Gene Ontology annotation, cellular component: nucleus; cytoplasm; cyclin-dependent protein kinase holoenzyme complex. Gene Ontology annotation, molecular function: cyclin-dependent protein serine/threonine kinase regulator activity.